Molecule: messenger RNA, 1095 nt
Organism: Paramuricea clavata
Lineage: Eukaryota; Metazoa; Cnidaria; Anthozoa; Malacalcyonacea; Plexauridae
Source: the annotation of a GenBank genome assembly
AUGAGUGGAAAGAUGCUAGAAAGAAUACACGAGAGUCACAUGGGCAUAGAGAAAUCCAAACAACGAGCCAUUAUUACAUCAAGGGACAUUAUGUUUUGGCCAAGAAUGAAUGAGCAAAUUGAAGCUGUUGUAUCCAAAUGCAAAACCUGCCAAGAAUACCAGAUGUCGAAUCCCAAAGAACCCGUGGUGCAAGGAACAAUACCAUCGAGACCCUGGGAAAUGGUCGCAACUGAUUUGUUUCAGUGGGAACAGAACAACUAUCUGGUCGUGGCAGAUUAUUAUUCGCGUAAUAUUGAAGUAGUCAAGUUGGAAAACACCACCAGCAGAACUGUUGUGAAUCAUAUGAAGUCCAUAUUUGCAAGACAUGGAAUUCCAUCAGUUGUAAGAAGUGACAAUGGUCCUCAGUACACUGCCAUGGAGUACAAGCAGUUCGCACAAAAGUGGAAUUUCGAGCACCAGACUUCAAGUCCAUAUUAUCCGAAAUCAAACGGUUUGGCUGAGAAAGCAGUUCAAAUCGUGAAACGUUUGCUAUCGAAAGCAAAACAAGAUGGAAAAGAUCCGUACCUAAGUUUGUUGGAGUAUCGCAACACACCCAUUGGUAACGUGGCUUCACCAGCACAAAUAUUGAUGAGCCGACGUUUGCGUUCGCACUUACCAACUACCCCAAAUCAACUUCAGCCAAAAGUUGUUGAUCCUGAGAGAAUGAAAGAAAAGUUCGAAGAAAAACAAAGAAAGCAAAAACGAUAUUAUGACAGAGGGUCCACGGAGCUUCCCGCAGUGCAAGAAGGAGAAGCAGUACGAGUCCAAGUACAGAAUAAGUGGAAACCAGCAGUGAUCAAAGAGAAACUGGAAACACCUAGAUCGUACAUCAUUCAAACACCCAAUGGUCAACGAUUUAGAAGAAACAGAAAUCAUAUCAGAAAGCAGAAGUAUGGUGUUCAGAUAUCAAGACAGUGGGAACCAACUGAAAAUUUCCAGCCUGAUAGUGCCAGAGAAGUUCGUGAGGAACAAGUCUCAGAGCCAAGUACUGAACAAUAUUAUAAAACUAGAAGCGGACGAUUGAGUAAGCCACCUGAGAGAUAUCAAGCAUGUUAA